Molecule: messenger RNA, 11277 nt
Organism: Scylla paramamosain (green mud crab)
Lineage: Eukaryota; Metazoa; Arthropoda; Malacostraca; Decapoda; Portunidae
Product: TGF-beta receptor type-1-like
Exons: 13
Coding region: 107-1801 (564 amino acids)
Biological process (GO): protein phosphorylation; cellular response to growth factor stimulus; nervous system development
Cellular component (GO): plasma membrane; activin receptor complex
Molecular function (GO): metal ion binding; ATP binding; activin binding
Source: RefSeq, a predicted model, not a curated record
CCAGACAGGAGUUCCUUAUAGUGACCAAAUAACAAAGUGUACGGGGAGCAGAAAGCGAAGGACAUGUAGCUUUUAAACCCCUUCCCUGGACCUCCCGGACGCCAAAAUGAGGCGAUUAUGGAAUUCCUUGUUGCUGUGUUGCCUUGUUAUCCUCGUGGACGCUUUCCAAGAUGAGGAAGUGAGAACCCCCGGGUUCACUGCAGAUAACUACACAACCAUACAAUCAACAAUCUCCGACAAAAUAGCAGAGAAGAACGUGGACUCCACUAAAAGUCCUAAAAAGCUUAAGUGUGUGUGCAGCAACUGUCCCUCACAGGAGUGUGAGACAGAUGGCCAGUGUUAUGUCACCAUCAUACAGGAAAUAGCUGGAGAAAGACAGAUUUAUAGGGAACAGGCGUGUUUGAACAAAAGCAAGCAGUUCCCUCCUGGUAGCUCAUACAAGUGCCGAGAAGGCCACUCCGACAAAAUAUACAAAAGGAUGAGAGAAGAGAUCUUUUGCUGCCGUGAUGCUGACUUCUGCAACCGGCAUGUGACACCGGCCUCGGGGGGGCUGGCCCAGCCUCAGCCCACACAAGAGGCCCCCCCGUGGCUGGAGCCUGGUGAGAAGGGUGGGGAAGUAGCAGUACAAGGGCCACCAAUGCGUUACCUGCUGCUGGCUGGAGCCGUGGUAGUGUCUUUGCUGCUAACUGUUGUUCUGGUGGCCAUCGUGUGUUACUGGCAUCAUCACAGGCCACAGAAUGAGCGGAUCCGUCGAGGUUUCCCAGAUGUGGAGUCCAUUUUAGACCGCUCCGAACUGCCUCUUAUGGGUCCACACACACCUAUCAGGGACAUCAUUGAACUCACUUCUAGUGGUUCUGGUUCUGGCCUACCAUUGCUAGUUCAGAGAAGCAUUGCUCGUCAAAUUCAGCUAAUAGAUAUUAUUGGGAAAGGUCGGUAUGGGGAAGUGUGGCGUGGAAGGUGGCGUGGAGAAUUUGUGGCUGUCAAAAUUUUCUCAUCAAGGGAUGAGAGAUCCUGGUUCCGUGAAGUGGAAAUUUACCAAACAGUAAUGCUGCGUCAUGACUGUCUUCUUGGAUUCAUUGCAGCUGAUAAUAAAGACAAUGGAACAUGGACUCAGUUGUGGCUGGUGACAGAUUACCAUGAAAAUGGAUCAUUGUUCGACUACUUAAUGCGGUAUACAGUAGACACAGCUGGAAUGAUCCGUAUGGCUUUGUCCAUUGCAACUGGCUUGGCUCACCUUCACAUGGAUAUCAAUGGAAAUAAAGGGAAGCCUGCCAUUGCUCACAGAGAUUUGAAGAGUAAAAAUAUUCUUGUUAAGUCAAAUGGAACAUGUGCAAUAGCAGAUUUGGGUCUGGCAGUAAGAUACGACUCUGUCACAGACACUAUAGACAUUCUUCCCAACAACAGGGUUGGGACAAAUAGGUAUUUAGCUCCUGAGUGUCUUGAUGAAACAUUGAACAUGAACCACAUCGAUUCUUUCAAGAGGGCAGAUGUUUAUGCACUAGGCCUAGUGUACUGGGAACUUGCUAGGAGGUGUAACACAGGUGGUGGGUGUGAGGAGUACCAACUGCCCUACUAUGACAUGCUCCCCAAUGACCCUACCAUUGAAGAAGUUCGUAAGGUGGUGUGUACAAAUAAGCAGCGGCCGGUGAUUCCCAACAAAUGGCAGUCUUGUGAAGACCUGCGAGUGAUGAGCAAAUUGAUGAAGGAGUGUUGGUAUCACAAUCCUGCAGCGCGUCUCCCAGCUCUGCGCAUCAAGAAGACCCUUGCCAACCUAGGGGCUCACGAUGACCUCAAGUGCUGAACGGAUGAAUCAGUGAGAGGAGACAUGUUCAAGUAUUAGUGCUUCCCUUCAUGACCCUUGUGCCAUGUAAGGGGCAUGCACAUAUAUAUGUGUACAGUCGUAUGUUUGCUUGUGUUUGUGUAUGUGUGGGUGUGUGUGGGUGGGUGCGUAUGUUCUGCCUGCAGCAGUCUUGGUACACAAGUUUAUAGUUCUUGUGGGCAUUACAUUAUAACUAAAAAUAACUAAACACAGCAAAUAUUAAAGAGGAGAAAAAAAAAAAAGUGAAAGUGUCUGAGAAUGUGUGUGUGUGCAUGUACUCAUUUCACCAGUCAUGGAAAGACUUGCAGUUGCCAGGGAAAUGAGUGCAUAUGUCACCAGUCUCUGGCAGGCUGUUUUUUGUUUUGUAUCAUAGAUCCCACAAUUAGUACAGUGAGAUGUGCACUCAUUCAUCCAAAUUGCAGGUGACAGUGUGGCUCCAAAAAUUUCAAAGCAGCUUGACAGAUUUUUACAAACCCAUGUAUACUGUACCAGUUAAUGUUUGACUUAAAGAUGGGCUGGUCUGAUUGAAAAUGUAUUAACAUUACUCAAGGCUGCUUUGUGUAGGUGGUGUAUUUGUGUUUUAAUCUAUUAUUGCCAUAUUAAUUUACAGAUAAAAGUAAGUCACCCAGUUAGCUGUAAUUUAGAGAAGCAUUUUAAAAUCAUGCCUUCAUUUAACCAUUUCCUCUCAUUCCACACAUGCUAAGAUGAUGUUCAUUCCUCAUAAUACUUAGUUCAAUUCUUUUACUCUGAACCUGAUCAUCAUUUCAUCCACAACUUUCAUAUAAUCAUAAAAACAAACCGUCAGGGUCAUGUUUCCAUAGUAAAAUGAGAUAGUGGCUAUCACAAAAUUAAGUAGGUGCCAUUCCUCAUGAUUCUGGCCAUGUGAAUUUGUGCAUAUGUUACUUUACUCUCCCGGCUGUUAAAGAGACAAGGUAGUGCCUGUCAUGCAGCCUUGACAUUGGUAAGAUAGACAAAUGCUCCAUGCUGUGUGCGUGUGUGGAGGCAUAAUAACACAGGGUCAGAUACUGUUGAAUAUAUUCCUCCCAAGAUAGUCCUCUUGUGUUAUGAGGUAGGAUGAGACUGAGCUUUGAUUGUGCAUUUUUAUGAUCAGGUUUGUAGCAUUGUUAAGUUUGUUGUUCCAUUGGUAUGUGAGGGUAAAUUGAAGUUUUAUUACUAAUUUAAAUGGAUUAGUGAGAUGGUGAAGCAGUUGUAUCAAAAAAUAUCUGGAUUUCAAACUAACCCCAGUAGUAAUUAAUAUUACUGCUAAUGUUAGAAUAAUUUACUUUAGCUGUAUUAUUUAGUGCCAAAGCUUUAUGAGGCAGAUUAUUUGAUAGGUCAUGGAAUAUAAGUUACAGUUUGAUAAUUUCAUAUUAUCAAGACAUCUCAAAAUAUUGGUCACUUACAUCUAAGCUACAUUGAAGCUUGAGUUAUUGUUCAGUAUCUGAGAACAGCUACACCUGCUUUGGAAACCAAAAUUAUUAUGCCACACAUCUUUGGCUUUGUCAGUCAGAUUCAUAUGCAUAUAGUUGUACACUGUUUUGCAAUUACGUAUUUAAAUGAUGCAUAGCUUGAUCAUUCCAGCAUUUUAAUUUUUCUUCAAUUUAUCCUAUUGAUUCUCUUCUGUUUUGCAGUUCACAGAAAUAUGUUUUUAGUUAUUCUUUAACAUAUGUGGCAAAUCACAAUACUCACAGAUACUAAUUCAGACAAUUCUCAUUAGUGUUUAAUUUUGCCAGGAAAUCUAGUAUCAGAUUGUAAAAGUGGUUUCAUGCAUGGACUUCCCUCCAAAACUUGAGGAAAGCUUUUCAAGUGUCACACCAGUAGAUUUUGCUAUUUAUUAGUGAUAAAUAUUAUUGACAGCUGCAGAAGAUUGUGCAGCCCAUACAGUAAGAUGCUGUAAUAAGUAGAAUAUAUACUUGUCCCAUUGCAGCAUGGUUGAAUUAAGAGAUAAAAUUGAACAUUAUAAUUCAGAUUUGUUUCCUCAAUUACUGUUGUGGAAAGGAAUAUUUCUAUGAAGAUGACUGUCAGUGGAAUGCUAAAGUUAUCUCCUCAGUAUUUUACAAGGUUCAAAUAAUAUGGAAAAGAAAAAGAUGGAGGUUAAAAUUUACAAAACUGUUUGUGGCUGUUGGUACAACACUGGGAAGAGAUGUGACAGAUGCUAAGGUUGUUAGUGCCAUGUUUGAAGAAUCAGAUGACUAUUGUGUGAAUGAAAACGAAGAUGUGUAAAAAGUGGAGUAGAAAUUUAGACUGGACAAGCAAAAGAAAAAAUAAGCUGUACCAACUUUUCAAAAAUUGAAUGACGGAAAAGCAAAAAUAAAAAGGAAAUGUAAAUUGAAAAUUACCUAAAAAUGAAGUGUAACCCAACUGCCAUGAAGGAAAAGGGGAUCAAGAUAUCUAAGGUAAAGAUACCAGAUGUGUUUGUUAGUCAUCUAGUUGCCAAGCCCUAAAAAAAGAUAGGAUAGAAACUAAAAACUAUAUAGGAAAGGAGCAGAAAUGGUAAAAAGAUAGGGAAAGAGAAGAAUUAAGAGAAGGAAAUAUGUAACAGAAGUCUGUGUGGAUUAGCUUGCAGGUAGGAUAGAAACUAAAAACUAUAUAGGAAAGGAGCAGAAAUGGUAAAAAGAUAGGGAAAGAGAAGAAUUAAGAGAAGGAAAUAUGUAACAGAAGUCUGUGUGGAUUAGCUUGCAGGUGUGAGUCCCACAGUCAUCUGCUGUGUGAGUUUGGUGUGGGAAUACAGUUUACAGUGUGAGGUUGGUGUGAGAAUACAGUGAAAAAUUUUGUGGGUGGAGGUUUGACUUGCAAAUUUCACUGGUUGCAGGUCUGGUAUGGGAGUACUUGUGGGUGCAAGGCAGGUAUAGGUCAGUGUAUUAGAUGAGAUAGGCUGAACAGGUUAGUGAUUUUUACAUGAUUAUAGGAUGGAACUGGAAGAUUCCUAAGGUAAUGGGUCAAGAAUGCUAUUUAAGGUUUAAGAGUAAAUGACAGAUCAGUGCAGAGAGCUGCCCUACUAAUUUGCUGAGGGAAGGAAGGCAAGAACAUCUUAGUGAUUUUUACAUGAUUAUAGGAUGGAACUGGAAGAUUCCUUAGGUAAUGGGUCAAGAAUGCUAUUUAAGGUUUAAGAGUGAAUGACAGAUCAGUGUAGAGAGCUGCCCUACCAAUUUGCUGAGGGAGAGAAGGCAAGAAAGCUAAGGUGUGAUGUAUGGUUGAGAUUACAUGGGACUUAAUAGCCCUGGAGUAAGAGGUUGGCCAAGUGGGCUUGUCUCAAAAAGUCACUGGUGGUUAGCUGGUUCAGCCUUAAAUGUUCCAAUAUUUAUCAUUGUUUAACAAUUAUUAUAUAUUAUACAUACUUUACAAAAGUUGACAAUUUGGGUGAGACAUGGAAAACUGUAGGUGUCAGAUAGGUAUGGAAAGUGGACAGCUGCAGGGUGGGCCUGAGACAUGCAGACUGUAGGUGCAGGCUAGGUGUGGCAAGUGGACAGCUGCAGGGUGGGCUUGAAACAUGCAGACUGUUGGUGCAAGCUAGGAGUGGGAAGUGGACAGCUGCAAGGUGGGUGUGAGACAUGCAGACUGUAGGUGCAGGCUAGGUGUGGGAAGUGGAGAGCUGCAAGAUGGGUGUGAGACAUGCAGAUUGUAGGUGCAAGCUAGGUGUGGGAAGUGGACAGCUACAGGGUGGGUGUGACAUGGCAGACUGUAGGUGAAGACUAGGUGUGGGAAGUGGACAGCUGCAGGGUGGUUGUGGGACAGAGUCAUGCACAGUCCUGCUGGUAUGCAGUGUAAACAGAUUGGAAGUAGAAAAAAAUAUAUAAGGAAAGAAGAUAAACAAACGUUAAAUUUUAUAGUUAAUGGACCUGAAAUUAGUGGAAUUAAAUGUAGCAGAAGCUAUUUGAUCUAAUAACAGUUUUCUAAGUUAGCAUAACACUGAUGAUGAGAUUGCUUAGCUAAUUAACAGUGAUGAACAACAACAUUGUGAGUGAGGAAAUGAAGAGGGCACUGCUUGAUGGUGUAAAAUUGUUAACACUAAAAAGUUUAAAGUAAGUAAAACAUGAACAUAGAGUGAAAGUCAGACUUUUGGUAUUAGGCAUUGGAAGCAAAUUGUUGGAGAGGUGCUUGUGGUGUGAACAAGAUGGAUGGCAAAAAACAGUGAAAAAGAGCAUUUGGCUGGUAUGGUUUGUGCUAAAGGUAAAGGAACAAGUUGUUGAAUAAGUAGACAUGGUUAAGUGCAACAGCAGGUAUUAUGGUCAUGAGAGCUUGGGAGAAAGCGAGAUGGCAAGGAGGAUGCACAGGAUACUCACAUGGAUGCUCUGGGUGUAAGAAGAAUCGGUAUGGCAGGACAGUGCUUGGAAUACUUAAGAGAUAGAGAAAAGAAAGAUGAAAGGUUAAGUAGGAUGGACUGUGUGUGAGUGUAAUAUAUGGAUAGGUGCAAAUGAGGACUCACCUGUCAUGGCUAUUCCUUUAAGGAAGUUCCAAGGAAUGGAUGUCAGAGUAGAUUGUAUCAUGUACAUUAGAAAACUGUGUACUGAUAUGUUCUUUUUGUAUACUCAUUCACAUCAAACACUGAAUUGCAGCUUGAGUGAAAGAUCUCUAAGAUUUUUUUUUAUUAUUUAUUUCUUAGAGCUGUUGAUGCAGAGGAGAUCUGCUAAAAUUAUGAGAGUAACCCAAUAGCCCAUAUCUCUGACACACUCAAAGAAGCACUGGUGUUGUUGAAGUGCAAGAGAUGUGUGAUGACAUUGUAUGUCAAACACUUGUUACUGCCAGUAGUAGUAGUAGUUGCAAUCGUAGUUGAAAUUCACAAAAAUGUGAAUUGUCCAUUUUGAAAUGUACCUUCAAUAUUUUCCUGAUGACAAGGAGUUAAUAUAAAAGAAGAAAAAAAUUUGUCUGCACAUGUAUAUAAGAGUUUCAAAAAUUUUAUUACUUUUGCUACUAACAAACCUACAUAUAGAUGUCACUUCAUGACUUACUUUUUUUUUUCUAAAUAUUACUGCCUUGGAUCUUUGGAUCUCUUUAAGAAAUAGCUAUGCAUACAUAUGAUUUGAACUCACCAGUAGCAGUCAUGCUUUGCAUGAUUUUUGCAGAAAUAUUUUGACAAAAUAACCAGUAAAGAUAAUUUUAUCUGAAAUAACCAAGGAAAAUAUGUGGACGCCAACUGGAUGAAGAUAAAAAUAAAGUGUGGAGCACACACAAACUACAAAAUUUAGAAGAAAAAAUCAAUAGGCAUUUGUACUGAGAUACAUACUUCUAAUGCAUACUUGUAUAAAACAAUAAUUAAGAGUAAAGUAUGCAUCAUGCAUCAGUAAGUGGCAACCCUGGCACCAGUUCAGGUCUUCCUGUGGUUUCUUGCAGUUCAAAUUAUUGAGUGCUGAUACUUCACCUGUAAUUUACUUAAUGUAAUGAAUAUGAUAUCAUAGUCACUUCACGUCAGAUACAUACCUUGGCCUUUGAGAACAUGACAGUAACAGGUACAUCAGGAAGAAGUCAGUAUCAGGAACAAGCUUGUGAUGUUUUUGAGAGUCAUCAUGGCAGUGUACUGACUGAAAACAUAAUAGAUAAUUUCAAUAGAUCAUUUUGAUAGAAGCAGAACUGCAAGUAUAAGUACUUUAACGUGUUACCUAAGUCUCGCCACUGAAAGUCAGUGAAAUCAUGUCUAGUAAUGAUAAGCUUUGAUAAAUAAAUGAAUUUUUGCUAUCAGUUCGUAGCUUACAGAAAUAAUGUUAUUCAAAUAAUCAUUCUGGAAAAAAAUAAAUACAUAGUUGAGAGUAUAAAAAAAUUAAUGAUGAGAAUAUGUCUAAAAAUUAAACAAGUAUUUUGUGUGUGUGGUCUGUUUGUAGACCCUGUACUGAAACCUCCAAGCAUGGCCAGACUUAAUAAACAUGCAAGAGUGACAACUGUAGCAUCUAAGCAUCUAAAGUUACUUCCUCCAAUCACCUGGUUAUCUCACCAUGCUGCUGGACAAGAGCUAUGUGGUUUUCAUGGAAGCUGCUGACUGACAGCAGUGGAUGAAUUUUAUGUGAUGUCCCCAAGAACCAGAGGGCUCAUCAUUGAAUAAUUGGGGUGCCGUGUAUGUACCAUGAAACCGUGUUAUUAUGUGUUGACCAAUGUGGAUAGAACUUGACUUGCCUAUGUGCAAAACAGUGUUAUCAAACUGGUUGGUGUAUAACUGGAUAUUUAUGUGAUGUGAUGUUUCUUGACAUUUUUGGUUCCUGUAUGAAAUACUUGUAUGCUGUAUGGUAUGAUGUGAUGUUAGCUCUUGAAGAAAACUUUUUAUAUCUUUGUAUUCAUAACUUGACCAUUUCUUUUAUUCAUGUUCCUGAGAUAUCUUGUAGUCGUGUGAUGUUCAUAUUUGUAAUGGUGUAAUUUAUGUUUCUGAAAACAUUUGCUAUGUGUAAUAUUUGAAAUACCUAAGUAACUGGUGUUAGCAGAAAAGUAGAAAAGAAAAAGAUAAAUUUUCACAUUCUAAAUUAGCCUUACAAAAACAAUCAUUGUAUUAUUAUUAUUAUUAUUAUUAUUAUUAUUAUUAUUAUUAUUAUUAUUAUUAUUACUGUUAUUGUUUGUUUGGCAGUUAUUAAUUAUUAUUAUUAUUAUUGAUUAGUAUUAUUCCUAUUACUUAUUUCAACAUGUAUUUAGCUAUUUUUUGGAAUAUAGUGCAUGUGUAAUGAAUUUUAUACAUUAACUGUGAAAAACAGUUAUUUAGAAUGAAUGGCUGUGGAUGCUAAGAGUGAGGGAGUGAAUGUGCACUGCAUAGUAUUUGUGUGAGCAGUUGAAAAGGUGUGUACUCUAUAAAUCCAACAAUUUUAAUUAAUUUGUUAGUAUAAUUUCUUACCUGUCAUUUCAUCGUGUUAGGCAGUCCUUUGAAUUAUUUUAUGAUAUAUUUUUUAUCUAACAAAUGAAACUGAAAUAAUAAGUCUUUGUUCCCCUCGUAACAAUUCAUCCUAGAUGAGUCCAAGUGAUAAUUACCAAGUAAAUCAAGUUGUCGUAAAUCACCACAUUCUGACUUAUGGAACUAGUCACAAAACACUAACCUUGAAAUAAUUAACAUUUUAUUAUUUGUAUUUUAUAGAAGAAAAGUUCACCUUUUCCAUAGUGUUGCAUCCACCAUAACAUGCUAUGACCUGUGCUGUGUGUAAGCUGUGUAUGUACAACAAUAUAAACUUGUUGAAUGCAGUGUUGACUUAGAACUGCAGGUUGUGUAAUUGAUACCAUUGAUUUGUAAAGCAUCAGUGACAGGAAUAAGGGAAGGUUUAUCUUUCUGACUUGGCUUAUUGGUCAAACAAUUUUUCUGUAAACCUCAGGAAGACAAUGUAUUAGAAAAAAAUCAAGCCUCAGUUAUAUUUUUUGAAUCUUUUGAUGAUGAAAGUUCAACAUAGCAUAUCACAAACCCUGCUCUGCUAUUUUUGUCAUCUCUGGACUUGCCUAAUAUUUAUGGUUAGGGAUUAUGAUUUGGGUAACAAAUCAAUGUUUGUAUGUAGUAAUGGAGUGUUGAGACAUGUCUGUAAUUGGGUUCAUUUAUUUGCUUUAUUCAUCUUAAGCUUUUAUAGUUACAGGAAAAGAGUUUGUGGGGUCUACAAGUCUUUGCACUGUGAUAAUAAUGGCCAAUGUCUAAUAACAGUAAAUGUAUCUAUGGAAAAUUUGUCACUGCAUCAGGUGGAAUUUACUAAGUGCAGUUAUCAACAACAAUUUUUUCCCACAACAUAUUCUAAGGUAUCAAACCCAUUUUUACCCCAUUCUUAUCACAAGAAAGAAAAAAAAAAAAAUUUGGUCACUUAAAAAGGUUUUGACAUAUUGCAGGUAGGAAGUGGAUGUCUUUAUUGCCAACCUGUGUUGGAGGUGACCUUAGUAGCCUCAGGAUAGAAUGAGAAGUUAGCAGUCUCAUUUUGUGUAUAGUGAGGCAUGUGGGCUCUUGACAAUUGUUUAUUUGUUGGGAAGGUGUCCUUUUAGCUAUUCUGAAUGAUAUUGUAAUGCCCACAGUUGACAUUCUGUUCCCUCCCCCUAUAAGAAAAAUAAAUAUAAAUAAAUAUAAAUAAUAAAAUAACUCAGAAAAUGGGAUCACCAGCAUGUGACCCAAUAGGUAUUUAGAUAUUAGUAAUGAUUGUCCAUUACCACAAUGCAGCUGCUCACCCUACCUCCCUCCCCCUCCCUCAGGUGCCACAAGUGUCUGUGUCCGCCAUAUUCCCUACCUACACACAGAGGUCAAUGUUCACUGUUCGCCAGGUAACCCUAUCCCCAACAAGCUCUUUUGCAUCAUGCUGAUUCCAACUACCUCUGUGUCAUGCCAGUACUGUACACUGGGAGGUACAUACAUGCAAUGACAGCUGGGAGAAUCAUGUAUACAUGUUUUAACAUUGUCCUCUAAUACUUAAUACUUUUACUGGUCAGAUGAUAAUGACUUGGUUUAUUAUUGCGCUUGGUCCAGAAUGACACAAUUAAUGCUUGUAGAAUGCAAAGCUUCUUUGCCUCUUGGCACUUGUCUGACUUGCAGGGACAGUACUACGGAGUUUAGGUUACCAAUUGUUCGUGGCAUCAAAGCCAUUACAUAAAAUAAUGGAUGACCUUACUUAAGUGCAUACUACACAUCCCAGUCCAACAGUUACUUUGCACCUUGAGAGGCAUAUAAACUUGUCCUGCUGGCCUCUAUUUGUACCUUGUUAAACUUUACAAGUACCCUGAAGCAUUCACAAAGAUAUGUUAUUUAUUUAGAAUGAACAUUAACUGCCCGUCAGACCAAUGCAAGAUUAUGUCUGUGUCACUGUUUCUUUGUGACUGACAGUGCAAACUGUUCAAAGUGGUUGUGGUUGUCUGUAAACCUGAACUUUACAUUGUGUCUCCUCAAGGAGCAACCCAUCUUUGUGGCUUAAAGGAGUGGAUGAUUGUCCUGUUGUGGGAAUGAUACUCUGAGGGUCAUGCACUAGUUAGGGGAAGCACAGUGCACCGAACACCCAUCGGUUGACUGAGAGGAAGUUUGUAGUCUGACAAACAAGGGUGUGGACAGUUUCUUCUCAAAGAUAUACAAGUUCAAUUUAUUAAGUAAUAUGGUUGAUCAUGGUCUGUGCAGAGCUUGAGGCACUUCUUACUGCAAACCUUUAAUAUGAAAUUAGAAUUAUGUAAUUGGUUGUAAUUGAUGUAAGGAUACAUGUCCCUCUAGCAUAUUGUGUAAUAUUUUCUACAGCUUGAAAGUCUUAAAACUACUCUUUGAAAUAGAAACUGCACACUUUCAACCGCCCUCUUCCCCUGCCACUGCCCCUGUCUCCUUCCUUCCUCAGAACACUGUGCGGAGGCCUUUGUGCCCCUGACGAGUGCUGAGUAUGCCUCCUGCAUGUCAGAGCUGUACAUUGCAUAUAGCGUCCUGUCGUUAAUAUUAUCAUUACAACUAGUCAUCAUUACGCCUACGGAAGGUCAUGAAGUACUCGGAUAACUGUAUCGAUCACGUGCAGCCUUUCUACUGCACUGUUUGUUAAAUACAGAUAUUUUAUGAU